Paraphaeosphaeria sporulosa is the source of this 1568-nucleotide messenger RNA. Its product is annotated as FAD/FMN-containing dehydrogenase. Lineage: Eukaryota; Fungi; Ascomycota; Dothideomycetes; Pleosporales; Didymosphaeriaceae. Bases 1 to 1533 code for a protein of 510 amino acids. The transcript has 3 exons. The record is from RefSeq and is a predicted model, not a curated record. Gene Ontology annotation, molecular function: FAD binding; D-arabinono-1,4-lactone oxidase activity. Gene Ontology annotation, cellular component: membrane.
AUGGCUUACCGCUGUGUACUUGGUCUUCUUACGCUAGCGUUAUCUUGUCGCGCUGAGCCCUUCAAUACCUUCGACGGCCCCGGCCACCCUGCCUGCAACAAUGUUGCAAAAGUCUACAACGCUACUUCCGUGGAGGAGAUGCAAACCAUCGUUCGCGAUGCAGCGGAGUCAAACACACCUGUUCGAGCCAGUGGUAAAGGCCACAUGUGGUACGAUACCAUGUGCAGCGAUGAUCCCACAACCGUCAUCAUCCGCACCGAGGAUGUCAAUAAGAUCUCAGACUUGGACCUACCCGAAGGUGCGUCCGAGGGCUCCGUGAUGAUCGAAGCAGGUGUCACGUUUCUCCAGCUCGCUGAAUAUCUGCAUACGAAUGGCGCAAGCGUUGGCUACACACUUGUCAACUGGAACAUCACUCUCGCAGGCAGUAUCGCCAUGGGAGCGCAUCGCAGCAGCCUCAGAGAAGACAGCAUGGUAGCAGCCGGCGCGCUCGAACUUCACAUCAUCGAUGGCAAGGGCAACAUCACUGUGGUGAAGCGGGACAACAGCAACGAUGAUUGGCUUGCAGCGUCGACCUCGUUGGGACUACUUGGUGUUAUUGCACGAAUCAAGUUCAAGGUUUAUCCUGACUUCAAGGUAUAUGCGCAACAGAAGAUUCUGGCAGAGGACCAAGUUCUCAAUGGAGAUAUCUACGGAAUGAUUCAACCCUAUGCCACAGCCAACCUCUGGUGGUGGCCUUUCUUGAAGAAGUUUCACCACAGGUACUACGACAAAGUCGACAUCAACAACUCCACCCAGGAAGGCUUUCAGUCAACGUUCAGCGUCACAAAGACUGAAGCGGAUCUUGCUCUCGGCAUCCUCAAUGCUGGAAAAUAUCUUGCGACCUCUAACCAGCUAGCCGAGACGACCUUCUUCGCCUUGUGGUCUGCGCCCAACUUCCACGAGAAGACCACCGACAAGGCUAUACUCACAUGGCCCGUGUAUGGCUGGAACUACGACGUCCUGAUCGGCGGUCUCUACCCAGGCUAUGGCACAGAGUGGGAUUAUGGACUUCGUGGACUCACACUGGAACUCGCAUUUCCCGUCACACAAGCCAACGCGGUGCUCAAACGCGUCCGCAAAGCCUUCGACGACUCCGCCGCAGCCGGAAAGCCCAUGACCAGCACGUACCGCAGCGGCAUCAACAUUAAGUUCGGCAAGGCGUAUUUCGACCUACUGGGCCAAGUUACAACAAAUACCUCGGACGGUGCAGACUGGAGCAAGGGUGCCAUCAUGUUCGAUUUCCCGAGCUUCCAGCCGACGAUUGGUGACAAGCUGAGGUACAAUGAGCCAUUUUACCACAAUCUUGCGCAGGCGCUGAUCACCGAGUUCCCGUGCCGGCCACAUUGGACGAAGAACACGCGGGAGGUGUUUACGCUGGCGAAGGAUAAGAUUGAUGCGUCGCACCUUGCGAGAUUCAAGAAGGUGAGGGAGAAAUUUGAUCCGAACGGUAUCUUCAAGAGCAUUGUGGGGCAGAUUCUGGGGUUGUAUGAUUGAAGUGGCGUGUAGAUAGUGUAGCUGAACGGCAGUAC